Messenger RNA from Plasmodium relictum, 5430 nucleotides. RefSeq names its product conserved Plasmodium protein, unknown function. The record is from RefSeq and is a predicted model, not a curated record. The transcript has 2 exons. Lineage: Eukaryota; Apicomplexa; Aconoidasida; Haemosporida; Plasmodiidae. Bases 1 to 5430 code for a protein of 1809 amino acids.
AUGUCAUCUAAUUAUAAAAAUUUAAAGGUUAUUGAUUAUGAUUUCAUUAAUAACAUUAACAGACAAAAAAUAGAUAAAGAAGAAAAAUGGAUUAACAAAAAUAUCAUGUUAGAUGAAAAUGAGUAUAAUUUAGAUAAAAAUUUAAGAAAUGAAAUAUUAGAAGGAAAUAAUAGGAAAUUAAAUUUUUUCAAUUCUAAAAAGUUUUAUUAUGAUGAGAUUUAUACAUAUUCUGAAGAUAAAAAAACUUAUAAUAAGAAAAAUAAUUCAUGUGAUAAAAAGAAUGAAGAGAAAAAAAAUUCAGUUAUCAUAGAAGACAAUGACCUACUAAAAUAUAAAGAUUAUAAAAGCAAAAUAAAUAAUAAUUCAGAAGAGAAGAAUUUGCAAUCGAAUAACAAAGGGAAAAAUUUAGAUUAUAUGAAAAAUGAAAGAAAUUUAAAAAGGAAAAAAAUAAAUGAAAUUAUAAACAAAUAUAGAAAAACUAUGAAAAUUAAUCAUGAAAGAAGUGCAUAUGACGAUUCUGAUAUAGAUAAAAAUAUUGUAUAUAACAGUAAUAGAAGUAAUUGUAACUUAAUUAAAAAUAAAAUAGCAAUAAAAGAAAUAGAAAAAAAUGACAAUAAGUAUAAUUGUAACAUUGGUGCAUCAAUAGAUGAUAAAAAAACAGAGAUUCAGGAAAUUUCAACCAUUAAUACUGUUGAGUUACAUAAAUAUGAAAAAAAAAAAAAUUUGUCAAAAGAAAUUAAUUUGAGAAAAAAUUAUUCCAUAAAAAAUAACAAUACAAACAUUAUUGAUGAUAAUAAUAAAUAUAAACAUGAUUUCCAAUUAAAUUUUGAUAAAAAUAAGAUUGAAAAUGAUUCUUACAGUAAUAAUCUUGAAAAUAUUAAAAAAGAUAAGAGUUAUUUAAAUUAUUAUAGUAAUGAAGAAAAUAAAACUAGUAAUAUUAACAAUAAAAAUUACAAAAAUUCAGAUAACAUGAAUAAAUUAUUUAACGAAGAAUCAAAUAAAGUAAAUAAUUUUGAUGAAAUAUAUGAUAAAAAAAAAAAUGAUCAAAUUGAAAAUAAAAGGGAUAUCUAUACUCAUACAAAUAAGGAAAUUUAUAACGAUAAUAAAAUAUAUAAAUUAGAUAGUAUUGACAAACAUUUUGAUAAACUUACAAAUAAUAAUAGGUUCUAUAUGAGCAAAGAUAAAUUAUCAUUCAGUCAAAAAAAAAAAAAUUAUUUAGAUUAUGAAAGAGCAAAGCAAAUUGAUUUUAAAAAAUCAACAAUUUUAAAAUACAGAAAUAGAGAAGAAGCAGUAGCAAAUACUGAUGCUUUUAACUCAAGUGAAUUAAAAAUUUUAUUAAAUGAAAACAAAUUAUUUGGUGAAGAAAAAAAAAUUAGGGAUAAAUUUAGAGAAAUAGAAUUAAUGGAAAAAUCAAUUGAAUCUAAACGUUUGUUAACAAGUAAUGAGUAUAGAAUGAAUAAUGAUCAAAAAAAAAAUGAGAUCGAACCAAAGCAAAUAAUGCUAUAUAGAAUAGAUCUUCAAGGAGAAUUAAAAAAAAAUAGUAGUUCUAAAAAUCAAAUACAUGAAAAUAAUAAAAAUGAAACUACUGAACACAAUAUUGUGAAAAAUAAAAUUUAUAAUAAUGAUAAAAAGUAUUCAAAUAUUGUUAUAGAUAAAAAAUUAGAUUUUUAUAAUAAUACAAAAGUAAACGAAAAAACAAAAUAUGAUGAAUUAAAAAUCAAAUUAUUUAAUGAUGAUACCACUAAAGAGAAUAUGAAUAACAUAAAAAAAAGUUAUAAAAGUAAUUCAGAAACUUUGCUGGAUGAUAAUUAUGAUUUAAAUAAAUCUUUAAACGCAUCAGUAGUUAAAAAUUAUCUUAACAAAAGCGAAAUAAACAUUUUGAAGAAAAAUUAUAAUUAUAAAAAACAGCUUAAAAUAAAUAAAGAAACAUUAACUUUCAAAAAAGACAGUAAUGCACAAUCAAAUGAAAUUGAUAAGGUAAAUAAUAUUUUAGAUAAUAAUUUGAUACAUAAUAAUGAAAAUAAAAAAAGCGCAUUUAAAAGUGUAAGUAAUGAAAUAAGUGAUAUAUUAGAUAAUAAUAGUUUGAUAAAUAAUGAUGACAAUAAAAGAAGUAUAUUUUAUGAUGCAAUUGAAGAACCAUUAUAUAAAGAUGAAAAUGACUUGAAAGAAUCCAUAAAAAAAAAAAUAAAUAAAAAUGAAGAAAAAUUAAACAAGUAUGAUUAUGAACCCAUUUCACAUUAUUAUAAAACUGGGGAUGUCGAAAAAUCAAAGUGGAAUAAUUUAAAAACAAAAGAUUUUAAAGUUGAACAUAGAAAUAAUAAUUCACGAACUGAUGAUAAAAAAAAAGAGGAAAGACAAUUGUGUAAUAAUGACAAUGAAAAUUUCCAAAAUUUUUUAUUCUCAAAAUUGAAGGAAAUUAAUAAAAGAGGAGAAAAGGUUAAUAAUGAUUAUAUAACAAAAAAAAGUGUAGAAUUAAGUAAAAGAAAUAAACUAAAUAUUGAGAAUGUUAAUUUUUUAAAAAAUAGAAAACUGUUUGAUAAUUAUGAAGAAAAUAAAAAUGAAAUAAGAAAUGAAGAUAAUGAAGAAAAAGAAGAAAAAGAAGAAAAAAGUUUAAAUGAGAAUGAAAAUAUUCCAAAAAAAAAUAAUAUUGAGAAAAACUUUAACACAAAAAGUAAUUCUAUUAAAGAAAAGAUAGAAUAUACUAAUGGUAAUAUUUAUAAUGGAGAGCUAUUUAAAGAUCAUUUAAAAUUUGAUAAAAAUUUUAUAAAUUUGUAUAAUUCUAAAAAUAUAAAAAGAAAUAAUGAAAAUUAUUUAAAUAUUGAUAUCUCCGAUGAAAUUAAUGAUUAUAAAAUAAGAAAUGAUGUUAAUAGUAGUAAAAAAAAUAGAAUUUAUUCAGAAAAUAAAGAAAUAAAUAUAAAUGAUAAUAAUUUGCUAUGCACAAAAAUAAAAUAUGAUUGUAACUUUGAAAUUAACAAUGAAAAUUUUCAAGAAAAUAAAAAAAAUAAAAUAGAAUAUUUAAUGAAAUGUAAUAAUAAAGACAAAAAAAAUAUGGAAAUAUGUAAAAAUGAAAAAGAUAUAAAUAGUAUAAAUGGAAAAAAUGUUAAUAAAAAGUUUAUGUUAACUCAAAAUUCAGUAAAAAAAGAAGUUUUUUCAAAAAAUAAUAUAGAAAAAAGUUUAGAUUGUUUAAAAGAAACAAAAGAUAACUCAUAUAUGAAAAUAUAUCAGAAUGCAUUAAGUCAUUCUGUUGACUCUCUAAAUAAUAUAAAUAAAGAGAAUAAUAAUAAGAAUUAUUCUCAUGAUCUUUUUUUAUCUAGGAUAGACAACUUGCUAAAAAAUCAAAAAAAAAAUAAAAAUAAAAUUGAUUUUAGUAAUAGAAAAAUGAAUGAAGAAAAAAGUCGUAAUAAUAUAUAUUCAGAAGAAGAAAAAAAAAAUUCCAAUGAAAAAAUAAAGGAAAAGUUAGAAAUGAUAAAACAAAUUAACAAUGAACAAAAAAUUAAUAUUGAUGAAAAAAACAAGUUAAAACAUGAAAUUAGCAUAAAAAGAAAAUUAUAUGAAUUAAAAAUUAGAAAAGAAUUUGAAGAAAAAAUAAGAUUGAGAAGAAAAUUAAAUGAACAAAAAAUAUUACAAGAAAAAAAAAAGGAACAUAUCAAUUAUAAAGAUGAUGAUAAUAAAAAAAAAAAGGAAAAAGAAGGAGCAGAAGAUAAAGAUAAAGAAUUAGAAAUUGAAAAGGAAAAAGAGAAAAAAAAAGAAAAAGAAAAAGAAAAAAUGAAGAAGAAAAAAUUAUUUGAAGACUAUUCUAGUGAUGGAAGUUAUUAUAAAUAUGUAUAUAGAAAUUUAUAUGAAGAAACAUGUAAUAAAAAAACAAAAAAUCAUUUUUAUGAUAUAGGUGAUAAUUUAUAUUUACAAGAAUGUUCAGAUAAUUUUUUUCAUAAUAAUAAAAGUCAUUCAUCAAUUGACAAUUCUAUUUCUAAUAGUUUUGAUAAUGAAUUAAUUUCUUUAAGCAAGAUAAAAUUUGAUGAUUUUGAUUAUAAUUACUUAAAUGAACGUAAAAUAUCAAUAUACACAAAAAAAGAGAAUUCUUCUUAUGUUCAUAAGAGUGAAAGCGAUAGUAACAUAAAAAAUAAGUUUUUAAUUAAACCUAAAGUAAUUUUAACAGAUAAUGAAAAUAAUUGCACAAGUGAUCAAAGGAAAAAUAGAAGAUUUGAAGAGGAAAAAUAUAAAUUAUCAUAUAAAGAUGAUUUAAAUAAUCACAAUAAAAGAGAUAUUAAAAUUUCUUAUUCUAUGAAAGAUGAGAAAAAAAAGCCUUCUGAUUAUUCAAACAGUAUAUAUAAUUCUAACGAAUAUAAAAAGAAUAAUGAAGUAUUAAAUAAAUUAUUAAGCAUAAAAUAUCAAAAUAAAAUAAACAAAAAUGAUAUAAAUAAAAAUGAUAUAAACAAAAAUGAUAUAAACAAAAAAAAUGGAAUAAUAAUACAGAAAAAUAAAAUUGAGAAAAUUUUGAUUGAAAAAAAUAAUAUUGACGAAGUAAGUAAUACAAAUGAAGAAAAUAAUAUAAUUGAAAAAAAUGUCACAGAUAAAGAAAUUCAUUUAAGUGAAGAAAAUCAUGUAAAUGAAAAAAAUGGUAUAAAUGAAAUAAAUAAUAUAAAUGAAGAAAUUGUUAUAAAUAAAGAAAAUAAUGGAAAUGAAGAAAACAACAUAAAUGAAAAAAGCAAUAUAAAUAAAAUAAAUUUAAUUGAAGAAAAUGGUAUAAAUAAAGAAAAUAACAUAAAUGCAAAAGAGAAAAUAAGCGAAUUACAUAAAAUAAAUAAUGAAGAUGAUAAUAUAAAUGAAGAAAAUGACACAAAUGUAUAUAACUACAAAUUAUUGCUAAAUAAUCAUUCAUGCGACAGUUAUUCUAUUGAACAUAAGCAAAUGGAUUACUCAAAAAAAUAUAUAGAAAGUGAAAAACAAAUUAGUAAUAUCAAUUUUUAUGGGAAUUAUAAUGAUAUAAAAGAAAACAAGAAUUCAACAGUAAAAUCAUCAUUAGAAAAAUCAAAUUUAGAAAAAUUACAUUUGUCUAAAAGUCAUUCUAAUAAAAUGGAAUAUGAAAAUAAAAUUAAAAAUAAAUCAUCUUUAAGUAAAACAAAAGAAUAUUGUGAACAUUUAACAAAUAACGAAAUUAGUUUAAAUGAAAAUGAAGAAAAAAAAAAAGAUGAUGAUAUGAAAUCUUCUUUAUCUUCAUCAGAUAAUAUUAUUCCAAAAAUUAACAUUUUACAAAACAAAGAAAAUUAUAUUCCCCUAGAUGUUGCUUUAAAUUUCGUUAUGGAUAACCAAAAAUUAAAAAAAAAUAUACAAAAGGAAAAUAAAGGAAACAAAAAAAAGAAAACAUUUGUUCAGUGGUUAAUGGAAGAAAGGAAAAAAAGAUUAAAAAAUAAUUUACCAAUAGAUAUAUAA